GCCUGUCUGCAUGCUGAGGGUCACAUGGACGACGGUCUGACCCUUCAGCGUUGUCAACACGAGGAGGCGCGGGCUGUACGCAUCAUCAGGAACACCACCGUCCUCUUCAGCCACUUCAUCAAGUAGGGAUGUGUGUGUGUAUGUGUGUGUGUUAGUGUGUGUGUGUGUGUGUUAGUGUGUGUGUGUGUGUGUUAGUGUGUGUGUGUGUGUGUGUGUGUUAGUGUGUGUGUGUGUGUGUGUGUGUGUUAGUGUGUGUGUGUGUGUGUGCUGCAUUGGUAACCUAGACAGUUUAAGGACCGUCAUCUAUUCCAGAAAAUACAGAACACAGUUGGACUAAUUUUGUAUGAGCUAGUUGGUGCCUGAAGCAGGAUCAUACAUUAGUGGUUCUAUAUCUUGACUGCUCCUGAAUGCUCCUGAAUGCUCCUGAAUGCUCCUGAAUGCUCCUGAAUACUACUGAAUGCUCCUGAAUGCUACUGAAUGCUCCUGAAUGCUACUGAAUGCCAAGACGAUUUACAUUAACUUGCGCAAGAGAGAUCCAAUCACAGCUGCAGAAGCGAUGGCAAUUUUCCUGCUUUUGUGUGAUUAGGCAUGGAUUAGCUCUCAUGAAAUUAGCCUUCCGGUGGAUUCACUUCCAGUGACUGAUAUCGGAAACUAUCUGCUGUAGUAUUUGUGCGAUGUAAUUUGAAAACAAUUGAGGUGAUUUGAGACAAUUGUGGAUAAGUGAUAUUAAUGUAGCCUAUCAACAGUACAUUUGUUUUAUGUCACUCUCUUUUUCCCUCUGUUUAUCCCUCUCUCCUUCCUCCUUUUUCUCACUCUUCCUCUCCCCCCAACCUCUCCCUGCCCCCCUCCCCUAGGGGUCUUGACAGUAUAGGGGGGGAUAAGAAUGUGGAGGUGUCCCUGCCUAACUUUGACGAGGUGUUGCAGACUCUGGAUGAUCUGAUUGAGUACUUCAAACAGCCUGACUCAGAGCUGGAACAUGAGGAGAAACAGACUCUGCUGAGAUCUCUCAUCAAACGACAGGACCUCUUCAAAGACGAGGUGAGCUCCCAGGGCUCUGGGACCUCAGGUUUAAUCAGGGUUAAAGGCAGUGCUUAAUUUGAGCUGGAUCCUGCUGGAACAGGAUCCGGCACCUCUCAAUUGAAAUGGAUCCUGCUGAAAAGAGAAGAUUAAUCAGUCUGUAGGCUACCAAAUAUGUUAUCAACUUCCAAAUAGGCCUAUUGAGCGAACAGUAUUGUUUUACAGUAAAACAAGAGAGAGAUAGACUUUUAGCAAGAGAGCAUCGUCCAUCACAGGUGAGUGAGCUGUGCAUUAUUGGGUGAGUCAGUGAAACUGGAAAGCUUUUUUGGGACUAUAAUUUUCUCCUCAUAUUGUACAAUAGUGGGGAAAAAAAGUAUUUAGUCAGCCACCAAUUGUGCAUUUUCUCCCACUUAAAAAGAUGAGAGAUGCCUGUAAUUUUCAUCAUAGGUACACGUCAACUAUGACAGACAAAUUGAGAAAGAAAAAUCCAGAAAAUCACAUUGUAGGAUUUUUAAUGAAUUUAUUUGCAAAUUAUGGUGGAAAAUAAGUAUUUGGUCACCUACAAACAAGUAAGAUUUCUAGCUCUCACAGACCUGUAACUUAAAGGCUCCUCUGUCCUCCACUCGUUACCUGUAUUAAUGGCACCUGUUUGAACUUGUUAUCAGUAUAAAAGACACCUGUCCACAACCUCAAACAGUCACAUUCCAAACUCCACUAUGGCCAAGACCAAAGAGCUGUCAAAGGACACCAGAAACAAAAUUGUAGACCUGCACCAGGCUGGGAAGACUGAAUCUGCAAUAGGUAAGCAGCUUGGUUUGAAGAAAUCAAAUGUGGGAGCAAAAAUCCCAGAACCACACGGGGGGACCUAGUGAAUGACCUGCAGAGAGCUGGGACCAAAGUAACAAAGCCUACCAUCAGUAACACACUACGCCGCCAGGGACUCAAAUCCUGCAGUGCCAGACGUGUCCCCCUGCUUAAGCCAGUACAUGUCCAGGCCCGUCUGAAGUUUGCUAGAGUGCAUUUGGAUGAUCCAGAAGAGGAUUGGGAGAAUGUCAUAUGGUCAGAUGAAACCAAAAUAGAACUUUUUGGUAAAAACUCAACUCGUCGUGUUUGGAGGACAAAGAAUGCUGAGUUGCAUCCAAAGAACACCAUACCUACUGUGAAGCAUGGGGGUGGAAACAUCAUGCUUUGGGGCUGUUUUUCUGCAAAGGGACCAGGACGACUGAUCCGUGUAAAGGAAAGAAUGAAUGGGGCCAUGUAUCGUGAGAUUUUGAGUGAAAACCUCCUUCCAUCAGCAAGGGCAUUAAAGAUGAAACGUGGCUGGGUCUUUCAGCAUGACAAUGAUCCCAAACACACCGCCCGGGCAAAGAAGGAGUGGCUUCGUAAGAAGCAUUUCAAGGUCCUGGAGUGGCCUAGCCAGUCUCCAGAUCUCAACCCCAUAGAAAAUCUUUGGAGGGAGUUGAAAGUCCGUGUUGCCCAGCGACAGCCCCAAAACAUCACUGCUCUAGAGGAGAUCUGCAUGGAGGAAUGGGCCAAAAUACCAGCAACAGUGUGUGAAAACCUUGUGAAGACUUACAGAAAACGUUUGACCUGUGUUAUUGCCAACAAAGGGUAUAUAACAAAGUAUUGAGAAACUUUUGUUAUUGACCAAAUACUUAUUUUCCACCAUAAUUUGCAAAUAAAUUCAUAAAAAAUUCUACAAUGUGAUUUUCUGGAUUUUUUUUUCUCAUUUUGUCUGUCAUAGUUGAUGUGUACCUAUGAUGAGAAUUACAGGCCUCUCUCAUCUUUUUAAGUGGGAGAAUUUGCACAAUUGGUGGCUGACUAAAUACAUUUUUCCCCCACUGUAGUCAAAGCAAUGAAAAGGGCUGUCUGGUUCCUCAAUAAAUACACAAAGAUUUCGUGACCUUGGGACUAUAAGGUUCUAUCGGCACAACGCAUCGUUUUUCGAUUUUGAGCAUCAAGUUUUCACAUCCCAGAUCUCAGAACUGUUUUGUAGUGAAAGUGAAUUCUUCUUUGUCCCACCUCUGGCUAAAAGAGACUUCCACCAGAUAUGUAAAUGUACCUAUUUUCAUGUAGGAAGUUCUAGAAACAUGUAUCACUGCACCGACUCACAUAAUGACUCAUUAUGGUAUCCUAUUCCCUAUGUAGUGCACUACUUUUGACCAGGGCCCAUAAAGCUCAGGUCAAAAGUAGUGCACUAUAUAUGGAAUAGGGUGCCAUUGGGGAUGCAACCAUUGUAUGACCAGCCUGGUGUUUGUGUGUGUGUUUCAGGGCAUGUUGGCCCUGCUGGUAAAGUGCAUCGACCGUCUCAACCUGUACAACAGUGCUGCCCACUUUGGAGAGCAUGCUGGGGAAGAGGCUGGGGCGGCAUGGAAGAACAUCCUCAAUCUACUCUACCAACUACUGGGUAAGAGAGAUGGAUCUUAGGGUUCUGUGUCACCUCUAAACACCCCUCUGCACGCACGCAUGCACACACACAUACUUCCCUGAGCCCCAUCUGAACAGUGACAUAACAGUUAUUUUAUUUACAGGGGAGAGAGAGAGAGAGAGAGAGAGAGAGAGAGAGAGAGAGAGAGAGAGAGAGAGAGAGAGAGAGAGAGAGAGAGAGAGAGAGAGAGAGAGAGAGAGAGAGAGAGAGAGAGAGAGAGAGAGAGGAUGAAGCUUCAUCACAUAAAUAAAAAGUGACCCGUUCUUAACACCCUGUCCUGUCUGCGCUCUGGGCACUGUGAUGUCAUGAUGCAGUGUCCAGGCAGUGGAUGCAUCACAAAUGGCACCCUAUUCCCUAUAUAGUGCACUAGUUUUGACCACAGCGCAUAGGGCUCUAGUCAAAAGUAGUGCACUAUAUAGGGAAUAGGGUGCCGUUUUGGACGUGCAUAGUGAGACAAGGGAGGCUGUUAACACCAGUCAGAUAAAUGUUCAAAACCCAGACAACUUUAUUUACAAAUAGUCAGUUACAAAUGCUUUAUCACUGAUCUCUAGCCUUGACGUGUCAUACUUUCAUCUCAUGGUCAGAAGAGGAGGGGCAAGGUCUCUGCUGUGACAAACUACCCUAAGAAGUUUGAGCAGAGCCAUAUACAGUGCAUUAUCUGUCUAUAUGUAGUCUGGUGGUGCUGUUGUUCACCAUUUGUUGUGUUGAUGUCAUAGAGGCAGAAACCGGUCCAUCAUUUUAACGCGUUCCCCUUAGUUCACCUUGACUGCACUCAUAUUCAAAUCCUCUACACACACACACACACACACACACACAUCCUCUUGCACACAGGCACACACACCUCACUGAAAACAGCCCAGACUUCCUCUCACUAAACCAACAUAGGGGUCACCCUGAAGGAUGCCAGUGCAGUCUGAGGACAGAGAGAAAAGAGAGAGAGGAGAGAAGAGAGAGAGGAGAGAUAGAAAGAGAUAGGAGAGAUGAGAGAGAGAGAAGAGAGAGAGAGAGAGAGAGAGUCAGACAGUGUUCUCUGUGAGUUUGUGUUGACGAAUGGCUCUGCGUUGAGGGGUAUGAAUUAGCUGACAGAUUAUGCUGUUAAACUAUCCCACAGGCAUUAUCAGUCUGCUGUCCCUAAGGCUAAUGCUGAAUAAUGACUGGGUGAGGAGACAGCUAGAUAUCAAACAUAGACAAGAGGUCUAAAAAUAGACUUGUCAGCCUCUGCCUCUCUCUCACCCUCUCACCCCUCUGCAAUGUCUGCAUCACUCUUUCAUCCCUGUCAACCCCUCCUCCUCACCCCUCUUUCCCUCACUCACCCCUCUAUCUCCCUCUAUUCACCUCUCUCUCCAGCCUCUCUGAUCAAAGGGAACCGGAACAACUGUACCCAGUUCUCCAGGAACCUGGACUGGCUGGUCAGCAAGCUGGAGAGACUGGAGUCCUCAUCAGGUACCCUACACAGUACAUAGAGAGUUCAAGCAUUUCGUUACACCCACAAUAACAUCUGCUAAAUAUGUGUAUGCGACCAAUACAUUUGAUUUGAUUUGGUCAUAGAGAGUUCAUAGAGAGUUUACAUUUACAUAUUGGGUAUGGAAUUGUUUGUUUAUGUAGUCAAAUGCCUUGUAUUCAUAGCUAGCUAAUUGUAUGCUGUGUGUGUCUGGUGUAAGUAAACAUGAAGCCUAUUAUGAGAGUAUUUCUAUAACUGUAAAUAAAGUAGCCUUUCUUACAAAGGUCUGUAGCAUAAUCUCCCAGUAGUUUUAGCCUGUUUUUCCUCAGGUAUUGUGGAGGUAUUCUAUUGCAUCCUGAUAGUCUCCUGAUUCUACUCUACUGUAGGUAUCCUGGAGGUGCUCCAUUGUAUCCUGAUAGAGUCUCCAGAGGCUCUGAACAUCAUCCAGAAAGGACACAUCAAGUCCAUCAUCUCCCUGCUCUACAAACACGGACGCAACCACAAGGUCAGCAACAACAACACAUUAUUUAUGUUCUAAUAAACUCAAUACUAAAUACAGUCUAAUCUAAACAUUCUAAAGGUUCUAAAUUCCUUCUGAAUGUUCUAAACUCAACAGCACAUACACACAAUACAUGUCGAAAGACAAUAUUGUGCUGUAAACAAUGCUAUUGUAAUCCUUUCUGAGAGAGAGGCAAACACGGCCAAACCUCUUCAGUAUGAGCAGCAGUGCUUUGGGCUUUCAUUCCUAUACCCGGAGGAGAAAGUUAACCCGGAGGAGGUAGUUAACCCAGAGGAGGUAGUUAACCCGGAGGAGAUAGUUAACCCGGAGGAGAUAGUUAACCCAGAUGAGGUAGUUAACCCAGAGGAGAUAGUUAACCCGGAGGAGAUGCCCAAAAAUGUAUGUAAAUCAAUGCCCAACAAUGUAUGUAAAUCAAUGCCCAACAAUGUAUGUAAAUCAAUGCCCAACAAUGUAUGUAAAUCAAUGCCCAACAAUGUAAAUCUGUGGCUAUCACAGCUGUCAUCGUGGUGUUAACAAUAGCCUCAGGCUGCCUGCUUUACAUGCAGUGUUAACUUUUCACCUAACAAUAUUUGCCCUACUGGGUUCAUUGGGUAGUUGGGCAUAUAGAGCCACAUGCAGUGCCAGUCUGCAUCCCAAAUACCACUCUAUUCCCUUUGUAGUGCACUACUUUUGACCAGGGCCCGUAGGGAAUAGGGUGAUAUUUGGGAUGCAACCCCAGUCUUGUAAACAGCAGGUGUUGGUCCAUGCCACGUCGCGGCACAGCACAGGAAUUGUAAUGGCUUUUAACAACCAAUAAAGACACGGGCCAUGCAUGCCCCUCUAUGGGUUAUUAGCUUAAUUUACCCACCCAGGGAGGUAGUAAUGAAGUACUUGGUUGCUAAGUGGCGUGUUAUUGUUACACAGAGACAAACCGAAGGGGGGGGGGAGAGAGAGAGAGAGAGAGAGAGAGAGAGAGAGAGAGAGAGAGAGAGAGAGAGAGAGAGAGAGAGAGAGAGAGGCUGCUAAGAAACAAUAAUGUUCAUAUUGCCAGUUUUUCCUUUUUUCAUCCAAAUAACUAUUUUACCAUGUGCACUGGUAUUCACCUGUGUUGCCGUUCUCUCGCAGUCUGCAAAUGCGAGUUGCAGUGAUUUUUUCCCCGAUUGGAAAUACUAAUGCUACUUAGUGAAUAUUAGGAGUACAGUAAUAAUUCGGGCCUUGUUGGAAAGCUCACAUCCUCCCCUUCUCAAUGGAUUCACUGGUAUUUACCCCCCUCCGAGAGUUAUGAUUAACCUGUAGCCAAGGCUUUGUAGCAAGGUGGUGGAUAAAUAAGAUAGUUUACUCAGGCCGUAUACCAUUGAAUUUUUAUUUUUUUGUCAAGGUUCCUUUCUGUGCAAAUGGACGUUUCCUCUCUCGCUUUUCCCGUGUCAGCCCACCGCUUCCUCCAUAAUAUAUGGCCUGCUCACGCAAGAGAGGGAACAGCUGGCUCUGGUCUGCUUAUUGUCCCCUCCCACUCGCCCAAUCCGCCCCACCCCGACCAGAAAAAAACGAGUGAAAUGUCUCGCCCUGGGGCACCCCUCCACAGGGCAAUAAGUAGAUCAGAGUGGCCCCGAUCAAAAAAAAGGAGGGAGUGGGGUGUCUCGCUUUCUCUACUGUCUCUGUUGGUAGUAUGCUUAAUAAUGACUAUGCCACAAUUGCCAGCUAAUAGGAUAGUAUGUAUACUAGUAGGCCUAGUUGGACAAGGCUGAAUAUGCACAUGAUGGAAUUUAGAGGUAGCCUAAAUAUGAAUUAUUUAAUGGAAAUAGUAUUGACUAAGAUAGGACUAAAAUGACUGUGACUAAAACUAGACGAAAAUUGUCCAGAGUUUUAGUCGACUGAUAAUAACUAAAACUAACAAGGAUUAAAUGACUGAAAUGUGACUAAUACUAAAAGCUAUUUUAGUCAAAAGACUAAAACUAAUCUAAAAUAGCUGCCAAAAUUGGUGGGAAUGAGGAUAGUAUAAGAGGAUAGUAUAAUCCAUUUUUUAUACUUCUCUCUUGUUCGCUUCUCGAUCUCCUCAAUCUUAUUUUCCCUCCACUCCCUCCCUCCCUCCCAUCUCAUAGGCUCUCUCUCUCUCUCUCUCUCUCGGUCAUAUCUCUCUCUUCUAUCUCUAUCUCGCUUCUCUCCUCUCGCUCAUUCUCCUCUCUCUCUCUCCUAUCUCUCUCUCUCUCUCUCUUCCUCUCUCCUCUCUCUCUCCCCCCCCUCCCCCCUCUCUAGAUCCUGGACGUCCUGUGCUCUCUGUGUGUGUGUAACGGGGUUGCAGUGAGAGCCAAUCAGAACCUCAUCUGUGAUCACCUGCUUCCCAAGAGAGACCUGCUCCUCCAGACACGAUUGGUCAAUGACGUUCAGAGGUAACAGGAAGUAGGAAGUGCCCCACUGUAACCAUGCUCCAUAGAAUUAGAACUAGUUCCGUUCUAAUUAUAUGGUGUAGUCAGUCUAAUUAUAUGGUGUAAUCAUUAUAAUUCUAUGGUGUUCUCUGCAACAUAUCCUUGUUAAAACCCUAUCAGUCCCGAGACCCCAGCAAAAAUCGGCUUUUCUUUUAUGUGACUUUCAUUUAUCUACAUGUCCAGCCCUUAUAUUUAGCCUCACAAUGAAGUGGUUUACCUUUUUUUUUUUUUUUGGAGGGGGGGGGGGGGGGGGCAACCAGGGCUACAAGUAGAACACAAAGCUAUUUGACAUAAAUAGUUGCAUUCAUGAGUUUUAUUGACAAAUGUCAAUAAAGAAAAGGUCAGUCAAAGCAAAAACCUGAUGAAAAUGAAUGUAUAUGAAUUCUGUAAGUACAGAAAUGGUUUGCUCAGUGGGAAAUGAAUAUCCAACUAGUCAGUGACAGCUGUGUUCUAUGUAGAAGAACCCCUUGCCUUCUAAGACUAUUUUGCAGUUUGUGAGCGUCAUAGAGCAAAACCAUUCUCAAACCAUUCUGACUAUACAGACAUUUUUGUAAAAAAAAAACAGUGGCCCGGAACCCUUCAGGAUCCACCCUUGUCUCACAAACAACGCUCUAGCUCAGCCCCCUGUUAAUCACACAAUGGUUGGUACCAACAGAUGCAGAAGAAAAAGACGAAUCUGAUGGUAUAACCACAAAGGGCUGUAGCUCAAACACAGUCUGUAGGCCAAAUCAUGCCGGCGCGAUGGCGGGACUCAUUGGGUUAAUGAACACCAUUCAUACAACAAUGUGCUCCAUAACAGCAGGCAAUUAGCAAGUUGUUGCUGAAGGGUUAAUUACAUAAGGCAUACAUUCACUCUUGAUUUACUACUGCACAUGUCUUGUUAACUGAAUCGGUGUGAUUUAAUACAAACUCAACACAGAUUUUAUGACUGCAAUAUAAAAGAACAUGGAAUAGAAAUACGAAUAAUGUUUAAUCUAUCUGUCUGUCUUGCAGCACUGCAGCACACCUUACUUAAAGCCACAAUCUUUGACUUUUUUCUCAUCUCUCUGUCCUCAUCUCUCUGUCUUCAUCUCUCUGUCUUCAUCUCUCUGUCUUCAUCUCUCUGUCCUCAUCUCUCUGUCUUCAUCUCUCUGUCCUCAUCUCUCUGUCCUCAUCUCUCUGUCUUCAUCUCUCUGUCCUCAUCUCUCUGUCUUCAUCUAUCUGUCUUCAUAUCUCGUACUAUCUCUCUGUCCUCAUCUCUCUGUCUUAUCUCUCUGUCCUAUCUCUCUGUCUUCAUCUCGAUGUCUUCAUCUCUCUGUCCUCAUCUCUCUGUCUUCAUCUCUAUGUCUUCAUCUCUCUGUCUUCAUCUCGAUGUCUUCAUCUCUCUGUCUUCAUCUCUCUGUCUUCAUCUCUCUGUCCUCAUCUCUCUGUCCUCAUCUCUCUGUCUUCAUCUCUCUGUCUUCAUCUCUCUGUCCUCAUCUCUCUGUCCUCAUCUCUCUGUCUUCAUCUCUCUGUCUUCAUCUCUCUGUCUUCAUCUCUCUGUCCUCAUCUCUCUGUCUUCAUCUCUCUGUCUUAUCUCUUGUCCUCAUAUCUGUCUUCAUCUCUCUGUCUUCAUCUCUCUGUCUUCAUCUCUCUGUCUUCAUCUCUCUGUCUUCAUCUCGAUGUCUUCAUCUCUCUGUCUUCAUCUCGAUGUCUUCAUCUCUCUGUCUUCAUCUCGAUGUCCUCAUCUCUCUGUCCUCAUCUCUCUGUCUUCAUCUCUCUGUCUUCAUCUCGAUGUCCUCAUCUCUCUGUCCUCAUCUCUCUGUCCUCAUCUCUCUGUCUUCAUCUCUCUGUCUUCAUCUCUCUGUCUUCAUCUCGAUGUCCUCAUCUCUCUGUCUUCAUCUCGAUGUCCUCAUCUCUCUGUCCUCAUCUCUCUGUCUUCAUCUCUCUGUCUUCAUCUCGAUGUCCUCUGUUUCCAGUAUGAGGCCUAACAUCUUCCUAGGAGUGGCGGAGGGUUCAGCCCAGUAUAAGAAGUGGUACUUUGAGCUGAUGAUCGACCAGGUGGACAUUACUUUUCUCACAUUCAUCUAUUUCAUUGCUUAUGUGUUUUGUUUAUUGUGUAGUAAUAGUAUUGCCAGUUUUUAUAUUUAAAAUGUAAGUUGUACUCGCAAUUCAGCUCUUCGCUACCACACGUACAAUGCCUUGUCUCUCUCUCUCUCUCUCUCUCUCUCUCUCUCUCUCUCUCUCUCUCUCUCUCUCAGGUGGACCACUAUGUGACCAGCGAGCCGUCCCACCUGCGUGUGGGCUGGGCCUCCACUAAGGGUUAUGCCCCCUACCCGGGGGGUGGAGAGGGCUGGGGGGGCAACGGGGUGGGUGACGACCUUUACUCAUACAGCUUUGAUGGACUCUACCUGUGGUCAGGUAUGCUCUCUGGGGUUCUGCAUGCCUCUACCUGUGGUCAGGUACAAUCUAUGAGGUUCUGCAUGACUCUACCUGUGUUCAGGUACACUCUCUGGGGUUCUGCAUGGCCAGUUGUGUACUUAAGUCGUUUUUUAGUUUUUGUAUCUGUACUUUACUUUUACUUCACUAUAUUCCUAAAGAAAAUUAUGUACUUUUUACUCCAUACAUUUUCCCUGACACCCAAAAGUACUCGUUACAUUUUGAAUGCUUAGCAGGACAGGAAAAUGGUCUAAUUCACACACUUAUCAAGAGAACAUCCCUGGUCAUCCCUACUGCCUCUGAUCUGGCGGACUCACUAAACACACAUGCUUUGUUUGUAAAUUAUGUCUGAGUGUUGGAGCGUGCCCCUAGCUAUCUGUAAAUAAAAAACAACAAGAAAAUGGUGCCGUCUGGUUUGCUUAAUAUAAGGAACUUUAAAUGAUUUAUACUUUUACUUUUGAUACUGAAGUAUAUUUUAGCAAUAACAUUUACUUUUGAUACUGAAAACCAAAUACUUUUAGACUUUUACUUGAGUCAUUUUCUAUUAAGGUAUCUUUACUUUUAAUCAAAGACAAUUGGGUACUUUUUCCACCACUGUGCAUGACUCUGCCUAUGGUCAGGUACAUUCUCUGAAGUUCUGCAUGACUCUACCUGUGUUCAGGUAAGCUCUCUGAGGUUCUGCAUGACUCUACCUGAGUUCAGGUAAGCUCUCUGAGGUUCUGCAUGACUCUACCUGAGUUCAGGUAAGCUCUCUGAGGUUCUGCAUGACUCUACCUGAGUUCAGAUAAGCUCUCUGAGGUACCUGUGUUCAGGUAAGCUCUCUGAGGUUCUGCAUGACUCUACCUACAUUUACAUUACAUUUUAGUCAUUUAGCAGACGCUCUUAUCCAGAGCAACUUACAGUUAGUGCAUACAUUUUUUUAAUUUUUUUUAUCAUACCCCCCGUGGGAAUCAAACCCACAACCCUGGCGUUGCAAAUGCCAUGCUCUACCAACUGAGCUACAUCCCUGCCGGCCAUUCCCUCCCCUACCCUACACGACACUGGGCCAAUUGUGCGCCGCCCAUGAGUCUCCCGGUCGCGACCAGCUACGACAGAGCCUGGAUUCGAACCAGGAUCUCUAGUGGCACAGCUAGCACUGCAUCGCAGUGGCCUUAGACCACUGCGCCACUCGGGACAACUAGAGUACUGUGGUCCUGUGGUCAGGUACAUUCUCUGAAGUUCUGCAUGACUCUACCUGAGUUCAGGUAAGCUCUCUGAGGUUCUGCAUGACUCUACCUGAGUUCAGGUAAGCUCUCUGAGGUUCUGCAUGACUCUACCUGUGUUCAGGUAAGCUCUCUGAGGUUCUGCAUGACUCUACCUGAGUUCAGGUAAGCUCUCUGAGGUUCUGCAUGACUCUACCUGUUAUCAGGUACACUUGCUGAGGUUCUGCAUGACUCUACCUGUCCUGAUUUGACCCUGACCCUUAUGUCAUUUGGGAGUUAAGUCCUGAAAUGUGUGUUUCAAGGUUUGGAUUUUUAAUGUCAAGGGCAGAGACACAGUAUUACAAGCAGUAGCUUAUAUAACUGUUUACAUUUUCUGCCAUUGUGAUGUGAAAUGCCACUGCUAUUUUGGGAGUUGAAAUCCUGAGGUCAUCAUUUUGUGGUCAAGAGCAAAGGAAAAAUAACAGUAAAAUAAAAUCUCACCCUUGACCAACCAUCCCUCAUCUGUCACCCGGCCCUCCAUCUAAAUAGCCCCCAGACUGAUUCUGCCCUAGUUUCUCCCAAUUAUUUAUAGAUAUACUAGAUGACUGACAGGGGGCGCUGUGUAGAAGCUAUAGAAAUGCAUUUAUUAAUGUCUACAUUCGUUCAUUCCACGUUUAUUCUAUACUGAACAAAAAUAUAUAAACGCAACAUGCAACAAUUUGAGAAUGAGUUUUCCCCACAAAAACGGCUUUAUUACAGACAGAAAUACUCCUCAGUUUGAUCAGCUGUCUAGGUGGCUGGUCUCAGACAAUCCCGCAGGUGAAGAAUGCCGAAUGUGGAUGUCCUGGGCUGGGGUGGUUACACGUAGUCUGCGGUUGUGAGGCCGGGUUGGACGUACUGCCAAAUUCUCUAAAAUGAUGUUGGAGGUGGCUUAUGGUAGAGAAAUUAACAUUCAAUUAUCUGGCAACAGCUCUGGCGGACAUUCUGUCAUGAUUUAACUGGAUUUGAACCCAAAUGCAGACAACUACACCGAGCCAGAGAAGGUUUAUUUACAAAGUACAAUUUGUCCAGGUUUCCAAUAAUAGGGGAAGAGCAAGUCCAGGUUUACAGGGAGGGUAACAGAUCCAGGUUCAGAGCAGGUGUGGUACCGUAAUGUCCUAGUGUCCGUGGUGAGUCCAAAAGGGAGGUCCGGUAGUGGAAAGCAGGAUGGUGGUGGCAGGAGUGAAGCGGAGGCAGGAGUCAGGUUCCAAUAAUCUGUGGCACAGGAAAAAAGUAACUAGAACAGGCCAAAAACACAAAGGGCGAAAACAAGCAGGUUGAGUCAACAGCGAAACUAACAUGGUCGUCUUGACUAUGAUCUGACGAUGAGUGGCAGGUUUGACCGGGUCUUAAAGGCUGAGGUGAUUAUGGUGAAUGAGCUGCAGCUGAAACCCUGACUCCCGCACACCAGACUUCACUCCUGCAAUCAAGGACAGACAGAGGGGAGGGGGAGAGCAGAGAGAGAGCUACCUAGCAGCAGUAGGCCUAACACAUUCCUGCAGUCAGCAUGCCAAUUGCACACUCCCUCAAAACUUGAGACAUCUGUGGUAUUGUGUUAUGUUACACAACUGCACAUUUUAGAGUGGCCUUUUAUUGUCCCCAGCACAAGGUGCACCUGUGUAAUGAUCAUACUGUUUAAUCAGCUUGUUGAUAUGCCACACCUGUCAGGUGGAUGGAUUAUCUUGGCCAAGGAGAAAUGCUCACUAACAGGGAUGUAAACUAAUUUGUGCACAAAAUUUGAGAGAAAUAAACUUUUUGUGCGAAUGGAACAUUUCUGGGAUCUUUUAUUUCAGCUCAUGAAACAUGGGACCAACACUUUACAUGUUGCAUUUAUAUUUUUGUUCAGUAUAUUACAGACACCUUAAUUCAUACUUUUAAAUUAUAUUAUGUGAGCUAAACAUACAAAUAAAAAAUGAAAACAUAUAUGAAAAUAAUGUUUUAAGAUUACUAAUGUUACUGUCCCCACUACAACAACAAGAUACUUAAAUAAAUGUAAUUUUGUCCUUGAAACAUUUAAUUGAAAUACUGUAGAAUUCCAUUAAUUCCUAUGGAGGACUGCUCCUACUGGGGAAUGCCAAAAUGGCCGACCGGUGACGUCAACGCUUCUCAAUGGCCAAUAAAUAGCUCCAGCAAUCGAGUGUUUAUAUACAUAAUUGAUUUCUCCAUGCUCCCCCCCCCCCCCCCCCCAUCCAUCUCUACCCUGUCUGCCCUCCAUAUAGGCCUGAUGGGGUGGUACUCUGGUCUGUACACAGCCUACACCCAUCCCUCCCCCAUCCCCUCCCUUAGCAUGUUGAACCAUGUCUAUCCAUCCAUCCAUCCAUCCUACCAUUCUACACCUUACACUGCCCCUUCUCCCCCUCUGAAGAGGCCCCAGACUGAGUCGUGCCCUCCAUGACUUUGAAGGCGUUUUGAAACCACUCCGACCAUCCAUCUCUGGGUCACAGGGGGGUACUGAAGUUCUCAAUAAAGACCAUCAUAAGUCAUCCUCCUCUCCUCUUCUCUUCUCUCUCUCUCUCCCCUCUCUCCCCUCCCCUACUCCUCCUCUAGAAGGGGGGGAAGUCGCGCGGUAGCGGACUCGGUGUCUCUUCUCUUUCUCGGGGAGGGAGAAGAGGAGCGGAGCCGAGGAGCGGAGAUUAGCGGCUCUCCUAGGACUUCUAGGAAUUCUUCCUUCUAGAAGCGGCUAUGGGUCUCUCAGGAGCUGCUCUCUCAUCCUCUCGUCUCCUCAGUUUCCACUCUCAUACGUCCUGUCUCCUCAAUCCCCCGCCCUCCUCUCUCCCCUCCUCUCUUCUCCCCUCCUCUCCUCACCCUUUUCUCCCCUCCUCUCUCCCGUCCUCUCCUCCCAGGCCGUAUCUCCCGGGCGGUAGCCUCCAUCAACCAGCACCUGUUGAACAGUGAUGAUGUAGUGAGCUGUUGUCUGGACCUGGGCGUUCCCUCCAUGUCCUUCAGGAUCAAUGGCCAGCCAGUACAAGGCAUGUUUGAAGACUUCAACACCGACGGAUUCUUCUUCCCCGUAGUCAGCUUCUCUGCAGGGGUCAAGUAAGGGGGCCAGCACACUCACACACACGCACACACACACACACACACACACACACACGCAGAGACACACAGACGCAGACACAGACGCUCACAUUCACAGCUUCUCCGCAGCGGUCAAGCAAGGGUCCAGCUAGGUUAAUUUAUUAAUUUGUGAAUGGUCAGGAUAGGAUAAAUAGGAACUGUGAUGAGAAUAUGAAGAGGCUGGAGAGUGGGGAUUGCAUAGUGGAUGGGGUUGUUGCUAGGAUAGCAUUAGUUUAAGAAAAUGGCCCAGCAAUGGCAAAAUGAAGACGUUCUGAACCUGAAAAGUUUAAUAGACUCUAGAGGCUAUAGUUCUAUAGUUCUAUAGAUUAGCUUUGGGUAUAUGAAUAUUACACAACAUCAUUUUGGCCAGUAAUAGCUUUUAUCUCUAACUUCCUGGUCUCCGCCUCUCCUCAGGGUACGUUUCCUGCUGGGUGGUCGUCAUGGAGACUUUAAGUUCCUGCCCCCGGCGGGUUACUCCCCAUGUUAUGAGGCCCUGCUCCCCAAGGAGAAGAUGAGGGUGGAGCCUGUGAAGGAGUACAAGAGGGACCAUGGAGGGGUCAGGGACCUACUGGGGACGACACAGUUCCUCUCCCAGGCCUCCUUCAUCCCCACACCUGUAGACACCAGCCAGGUAACAUACACCUGGACACCUGUAAACAGUCAGUCAGUCAGUCAGUUAGCCGAUUGAUUGAUCAAUUAAUCACUCAAUCGAUCAAGCAAGCAAGAAACCAAUCAAUCAUUUUUAUAUACUUUUUAAAAACACAAAGUUUAAAAGCUUGUCUUCAUCUUACUGCCCAACACUAAAUCAACUUCUCCAUCUCUCCACUCUGCCUCUCUCUCUCUCUCUCUCUCCAGAUUGUUCUGCCUCCUCACCUGGACCACGUGCGUGACAGACUAGCAGAGAACAUUCAUGAACUGUGGGGCAUGAACAAGAUCGAACUGGGCUGGUCCUAUGGCAAGGUAGGUGCUAUACCUCACUGGUCCUAUGGCAAGGUAGGUGCCUCCCUCCCCCCUCCCUCCCUCCCUCCCUAACUGCAGCAGUAAGAGUGGUUGUUAGAAUGCUCAGCACACACACCAUAGUUCUUUAUACAAGAGUGGUUAUCAUAGAAUCAUUUCCUCUGAGGCCAGGAGAACACAACCACCAACCACGGCUGUAUGAGGAGGCUGGUUUGGUACAUAAUAUAAUAUAAUAAAUGAAUGAUGCUGUGACUAUAAGGAGCCUCAUUACUCAGGGGGCUCUGACCUUCUCAUUAAUUAAGGAUAAUAUUUAGUCAGGGGGCUCUGACCUUCUCAUUAAUUAAGGAUAAUAUUUAGUCAGGGGGCUCUGACCUUCUCAUUCAUUAAGGAUCAUAUUUAGUCAGGGGGCUCUGACCUUCUCAUUCAUUAAGGACAAUAUUUAGUCAAGGGGCUCUGACCUUCUCAUUCAUUAAGGAUCAUAUUUAGUCAGGGGGCUCUGACCUUCUCAUUCAUUAAGGAUCAUAUUGGGGCGGCAGGUAGCUUAGUGGUUAAGAGUGUUGUGCCAGUAACCGAAAGGUCGCUGGUUCUAAUCCCCGAGCCGACUAGGUGAAAAAUCUGUCGAUGUGCCCUUGAGCAAGGCACUUAACCCUAAUUGCUCCUGUAAGUCGCUCUGGAUAAGAGCGUCUGCUAAAUGUGUAAAAUGUUAUAUUUAGUCAGGGGGCUCUGACUUUCUCAUUCAUUAAGGACAAUAUUUAGUCAAGGGGCUCUGACCUUCUCAUUCAUUAAGGAUCAUAUUUAGUCAGGGGGCUCUGACCUUCUCAUUCAUUAAGGACAAUAUUUAGUCAAGGGGCUCUGACCUGCUCAUUCAUUAAGGAACAUAUUUAGUCAGGGGGGCUCUGACCUUCUCAUUCAUUAAGGAUCAUAUUUAGUCAGGGGGCUCUGACCUUCUCAUCAUUACAGGAUCAUAUUUAGUCAGGGGGGCUCUGACCUUCUCAUUCAUUAAGGACAAUAUUUAGUCAGGGGGCUCUGACCUUCUCAUUCAUUAAGGAUCAUAUUUAGUCAGGGGGCUCUGACCUUCUCAUUCAUUAAGGACAAUAUUUAGUCAGGGGGCUCUGACCUUCUCAUUCAUUAAGGAUCAUAUUUAGUCAGGGGGCUCUGACCUUCUCAUUCAUUAAGGAUCAUAUUUAGUCAGGGGGCUCUGACCUUCUCAUUCAUUAAGGACAAUAUUUAGCUUGAAAGUGACAUUAGCUUGAAAGUGACAUUGGUUUGUUCCCAAAUUGCACCCUAUCCAAUAUAUAGUGCAAUACUUUUGACCAUGUCCCAACUCCCAACAUCCUGAAGGAGAUCGGACGAGACCAAGUGGCAGAUACUUGGCAGGAUGAUGAGAAGACAAUACACUUAGAGUUUGGUACAUUUAUCAUCUCAGACUAGUUUGGUACAUUUAUCAUCUCAGACUAGUUUGGUACAUUUAUCAUCUCAGACUAGUUUGGUACAUUUAUCAUCUCAGACUAGUUUGGUACAUUUAUAAUCUCAGACUAGUUUGGUGGUACAUUUAUCAUCUCAGACUAGUUUGGUACAUUUAUCAUCUCAGACUAGUUUGGUACAUUUAUCAUCUCAGACUAGUUUGGUACAUUUAUCAUCUCAGACUAGUUUGGUACAUUUAUCAUCUCAGACUAGUUUGGUACAUUUAUCAUCUCAGACUAGUUUGGUACAUUUAUCAUUCAGACUAGUUUGGUACAUUUAUCAUCUCAGACUAGUUGGUACAUUUAUCAUCUCAGACUAGUUUGGUACAUUAUCAUCUCAGCUAGUUUGGUAAUUUAUCUCAGGACUAUUUGGUACAUAUUAAGGGGUAUCAUAUCAACUAGAGUACAUGCCCUUUCUGUUGGAAUGAUCUCCUCUGUAAACUCCUACCAUUCUUUAUUGUCAGCUGAAGUCCGAUGCACACACACACACACACACACACACACACACACACACACACACACACACACACACACACACACACACACACACUGGCAAGGUGUUAUUCUGAAUCUGAGAACACUUACCUUGGUUAGACAUUCAUACAGUAAAGCUGCUAUCUUCGCUCUGUGAACUCCACAGACCUGGGUCAAAUAGUAUUCGAAAUCUUUCAAAUACAGAGCUUUUGCUUUAGCCUGCCUUGAGUUCCAGGUGCGCAGGGUCUGCACUUUUGAGACUUUUCUAUUGGUUCCAUUGCAGCUGGCAAGCUCAAUCAAGCACAUAUAGAGUGUUUGAAAUUAUUUAAAAUAGUAUUUGAACCCAGGUCUGAGUGGCCCCGCUAAACGUAGCAUAUUCUCUUGCUCAAUUACUCUACCGACAGCUGCUCAAGUUAACCUAGGGAAAUAAAUACAAACAUCUGUGCAAAAAAUGUGUUUAAGCUUGCUCUGAUUCAGUAAACACAGAGAGGUGAAUAGGUUUGUUAGUAAGGGCUCUCACUCUGUGCUGAGCCCGUGAAGAAUAUUUGAUGAAUAGGUUUCUACUAGUUUCUUCUAGUUGUCAUGAAGUGCAUCAUUGAGGUUUUUGUCAAUAGUUGCAGACAGAGAGCGAAAUCAGUUUGUGCAUCCAGACGUGACCGUGCUACAUCGCCUCUCCUCUCUCCCUCAGGUUCGAGAUGACAACAAGAGGCAGCACCCGUGCCUGGUGGAUUUCACCAAGCUGCCUGAAACUGAGAGUAACUAUAACCUGCAGAUGUCUAGCGAAACUCUCAAGUGAGUAGCUAGGCUAAGAUCCUUAACACUAAUACAUACUGUAUCACACAUUCCCAUUACUCAUUCCAUCCAUUUACACUGAAAAUAGUAGCCACCGAUGACAACCAGACUGUCAUCCCAGUAUCUACCAAAAAAAAAAAGUAUCUACAUCUUCCACACACAGUGAUUGAUAGCCAUGUUUGACUAAGAGGAUGUUUCAUACAUUUCGUACCAGGACAUGUGUUUUAAAGGAGUGCCUGUGUGAUGACGCUGUCCAGGGGAAGAUGAUGACUAUCUGUUUAGGUGUAAUACUACGCUCUGAGCUCAGAGCUCCUCCAGGCCCUUUAAAUCAAUGCACCCCUAGGUUUCACUCAGGAGACCCGGGUCAUUAGAUGCAGCUAGUUGCGUUCAUAUCGUCCUCAUACAGCUCAGAUGCAGUUCAUGUGACUCAGUGUUCACAGGAUUUUGAAUCAACUGAAAGAAGCAGCUGCAGCACUCACACAUGAGUAAUACUAAAGUUACUGGUGCUUGUUUUGUGAACAAGUGUUUUUAUUGGAUCACAUCAAAGGCAAUACAAUCAAUACAAUAAAUAAAAUAAAAUAAAGUUACUGGUGCUUGUUUUGUGAACAAUUGUUUUUAUUGGAUCACAUCAAAGGCAAUACAAUCAAUAAAAUAAAUAAAAUAAAGUUACUGGUGCUGAUCUCAUGAAACAGUAAUGUGGAAUAUAAAUGGAACAGAAUAGUGCUGGUGCUGGCAGUGCCAUAUAGCUGCUUGUUAAAUUCACCUGGCCAGAGUGUCUGUCUGCCAGGGAACGAUCCCCUCCACCUCACGGUGGUGUCCGCGGUCCCUACGAUUCACCUGGCCAGAGUGUCUGUCUGCCAGGGAACGAUCCCCUCCACCUCACGGUGGUGUCCGCGGUCCCUACGAUUCACCUGGCCAGAGUUUCUGUCUGCCAGGGAACGAGCCCCUCCACCUCACAGAACAGAACAUGAUAGUGAAGUUCAUGCAUUGAAAGCAUGCAUGGUAACUCCUGUUCCCUGUCGCUCUAUGUGUCUCAGGACCCUGUUGGCGUUGGGAUGUCAUGUUGCACAGACCAACGUUAACGCAGAGGACGAUCUGAAGAAAGUCAAACUGCCCAAAGAGUAAGUCAUGUGGUUUCUACUAGUACCUAUUAGAUCAGUAGGAGGUUGAUUACGAGUUACAUUAACACAACCCUGCAGGAGUUUCUAGGGAGAAAUGUACCCAGUGACUGUGAAUCAUUAUUUCUGAGAUGACCAGUCAUUAAAGCAAUGUGAGAUGAGCUACAUUAGAAAAUCAGAGGGAGACUGUCUUGGGCUUGGAUACACUUAUUCAACUCUACAUUUGAGGUCUGGCUUAGAAGGCUUUCCUUCAAAGCUUAUUUCUACUGUCUUAACCUAUUAUUUUCCUGUGUUUAAUGCAGCUGUGUGAUGUCUAACGGUUAUAUUCUGUGUAUAUCCGUAGCUAUGUGAUGUCUAACGGUUAUAUUCUGUGUAUAUCCGUAGCUGUGUGAUGUCUAACAGUUAUAUUCUGUGUAUAUCUGUAGCUAUGUGAUAUCUAACGGUUAUAUUCUGUGUAUAUCCGUAGCUAUGUGAUGUCUAACGGUUAUAUUCUGUGUAUAUCUGUAGCUGUGUGAUAUCUAACGGUUAUAUUCUGUGUAUAUCCGUAGCUAUGUGAUGUCUAACGGUUAUAUUCUGUGUAUAUCCGUAGCUGUGUGAUGUCUAACGGUUAUAUUCUGUGUAUAUCCGUAGCUAUGUGAUGUCUAACGGGUACAAGCCAACACCGCUGGAGCUUUCUGAGGUGAAACUGACAGCUGGUCAGGAGGUUCUGGUGGAUAAACUGGCGGAGAACGCCCACAACGUGUGGGCCAAGGACAGGAUCAAACAAGGAUGGACCUACGGCAUCCAGCAGGUACAUGUUUUGGCCCAGCUCUCUAUCCAUUACAGUUUAGGUGUAAUUCAAUGCAAAUACAUAGCAACUCGUGACCGGCGAAUGAAUGAUGUGUAUCAGGCAUAAGAUCAACGGAUGAGCUUUGAUUGCAUACAUUUUAUGCAUUUAGAUGUUGUGUAACACACCAUUCUUGAUAGUAUACACCAUCAUUUAACAAGGGAACCCUGACAGAGCUGAUUUGUGUUGUCGUUAUUUCUCUGUAGGAUGUGAAGAGCAGGCGUAACCCUCGUCUGGUGCCGUACGCUCUGCUAGACGAGAGAACCAAGAAGUCUAACAGAGACAGUCUGAGAGAGGCCAUCAGGACCCUGGUUGGAUAUGGCUACAACAUCGACCCCCCAGACCAGGAAGGUGGGUAGAGGACUGUAACAGCAAUAUAAUAUAUGGUGGUAAGUUAUCUUGUCAUACACAUGUACCAUCCUGCAACUAAGUCAUGGGCUAUGGGCUAGCAAACCGGUACAGGUCAUUCUUACACAAUCAAUGUAAGUUUACAUAUCGUUAGAUAAAGAAAUCCUUAUCACUGCCCACCUGAAUGUGUGCUUCCCCUUUUCUCAGUCGUUUCUGUGGAUUCUAGUCUUCAAUUGACUGCAAUAGAUAUGGUCAUUCGAGACGGAUUGAGUGCUCUGCCACAGAUAUAAGAUAUCUCUCUAGCUAGGCCCAUAUAUGCCCUUAAAGGUGCAGGGCCUCGUUAGCAGUUCAUACAUUUUCAUUGGUUGAAUGUCUUCUUCCCUGUGUCCCCAGCCUGUCAUAUUGUGGAGAGGCAGAGCAUUGAGACGAUCAGGUUCUUCCGCGUAGAGCAGACGUAUGCAGUGAAGACAGGGAAGUGGUACUUUGAGUUUGAGGCCCUGACCGGAGGGGACAUGAGGGUUGGCUGGGCUAGACCAGGCUGUAGAUCAGACUUUGACCUGGGCAUGGACGACCAGGCUUACGUCUUCGAUGGAUACAAGGUAAACAAACAACAAUUAGUAUCUUUAAAUAAUAUAUCUUAUCUGUUUUGAUCUUAUCUGUUUUUAUGUUAUGUUAACAUAUCUUAUCUUUUAUACUGUUUGAAGUUGAUUAUAAUCUACAGUGCUUUCAGAAAGUAUUCAAACCCCUUGAUUUUUUCACAUUUUGUUGUGAUUUUGUGUCACUGGUCUACACACAAUACUCCAUAAUGUCAAAGUGAAAUUUCUACAAAUUAAUACAAAAUGAAAAGCUGAAAUGUCUUGCGUCAAUAAGUAUUCAACCCCUUUGUUAUGGCAAGCCUAAAUAAGUUCUGGAGUUAAAAUGUGCUCAACAAGUCACAAUAAGUUUCAUGGACUCACUCUGUGUGCAAUAAUAUUGUUUAACAUGAUUUUUGAAUGACUACCUCAUCUUUGUACCCCACACAUACAAUUUUCUGUAAGGUCCCCCAGUCAAGCAGUGAAUUUCAAACACAGAUUCAACCACAAAGACCCGAGAGUUUUUCCAAUGCCUCGCAAAGGGCACCUAUUGGUAGAUGGGUAGAAAUAAAAAAAAAGCAGACAUUGAAUAUCCCUUUGAGCAUGGUGAAGUUAUUAAUUACACUUUGGAUGGUGUAUCAAUAGACCCAGUCACUACUAAGAUACAGGCGUCCCUCCUAACUCAGUUGCCGGAGAGGAAGGAAACCACUCAGGGAUUUCACCAUGAGGCCAAUUGUGACGAGUACUGAGUAUACGAAGAGGCAGGACGCAGACGCAGGAAUAAACAACAUCAAGGUUUACUUAACAAGGAGAACGAGAAAUAACAAACAUAGAGUAAACGACACGAAGCUUAACAAUCACACACAACAUCAUCCAGAACAGUCCAGGGCUAAACAGGGGUGGUGAUGAGAUGAUGAGGUGCAGGUGCGCUGGAGGUGAUUAGGGUGCGUUGGGUUUCCAUUCCGCUGUUGCCGAGGUGGUGCGCUCAGACCGGUGGCUCAGUAGACCGGCGAAUCAGAGCGCCGGAGGGGAGCAACGGGAGGAGACGUGACACCAAUGGUGAUUUUAAAACAUUUACAGAGUUUAAUGGCUGUGAUAGGAGAAAACUGAGGAUGGAUCAACAACAUUGUAGUUACCACAAUACUAACCUAAAUGACAGAGUGAAAAGAAGGAAGCCUGUAGAGAAUAAAAAUAUUCCCUGAGUGAUUUCCUUCCUCUCCGGCAAAUGAGUUAGGAAGGACGACUGUAACUUUGUAGUGACUGGGUGUUUAAGUUUAUUAUCAUGUACGUAUAGGCCUAACUGAUUCUGCAAUCAGCAAUGAUAUAUUGUUGCCAAACAAGCCAACAGCAAGUUGGCUAAAUCAGAAAAAACUGACAUGCCAAUCACCAAGGCAAAUUAUUGUACACUUGGUCAUACGCUUGAUUGUACACUUGAUCGACUUCACGUUUCAGGGGUGAUUAUUGCAUUAGGGAUAGUAAUAAGUGUUGAUGGUUGUUCCCCCAGGGUCGUCGUAUGCACAUGGGUGCGCGUUUCUUCGGGCAGUCAUGGAACAAGGGAGACGUGGUGGGCUGCAUGAUCAACAUGGAGGACAAGUCUAUGGUCUUCACUCUCAAUGGAGAGCUACUCAUCACUAACAAGGGAUCAGAGCUCUGCUUCGUUGACUUCGAGACAGACGAUGGUGAGUUUAUCUUUACAAGGGAUCAGAGCUCUGCUUUGUUGACUUCCAGACAGACGAUGGUGAGUUUAUCUUUACAAGGGAUCAGAGCUCUGCAUAGUUGACUUCCAGACAGACGAUGGUGAGUUUAUCUUUACAAGGGAUCAGAGCUCUGCAUAGUUGACUUCCAGACAGACGAUGGUGGGUUCAUCUUUACAAGGGAUCAGAGCUCUGCAUAGUUGACUUCCAGACAGACGAUGGUGGGUUCAUCUUUACAAGGGAUCAGAGCUCUGCAUAGUUGACUUCCAGACAGACGAUGGUGGGUUCAUCUUUACAAGGGAUCAGAGCUCUGCAUAGUUGACUUCCAGACAGACGAUGGUGCAUUUAUCUUUACAAGAGAUCAGAGCUCUGCAUAGUUGACUUCCAGACAGACGAUGGUGGGUUUAUCUUUACAAGGGAUCAGAGCUCUGCAUAGUUGACUUCCAGACAGACUAUGGUGGGUUCAUCUUUACAAGGGAUCAGAGCUCUGCAUAGUUGACUUCCAGACAGACGAUGGUGGGUUUAUCUUUACAAGGGAUCAGAGCUCUGCAUAGUUGACUUCCAGACAGACUAUGGUGGGUUCAUCUUUACAAGGGAUCAGAGCUCUGCAUAGUUGACUUCCAGACAGACGAUGGUGGGUUCAUCUUUACAAGGGAUCAGAGCUCUGCAUAGUUGACUUCCAGACAGACGAUGGUGCAUUUAUCUUUACAAGAGAUCAGAGCUCUGCAUAGUUAACUUCCAGACAGACGAUGGUGGGUUUAUCUUUACAAGGGAUCAGAGCUCUGCAUAGUUGACUUCCAGACAGACUAUGGUGGGUUCAUCUUUACAAGGGAUCAGAGCUCUGCAUAGUUGACUUCCAGACAGACGAUGGUGGGUUUAUCUUUACAAGGGAUCAGAGCUCUGCAUAGUUGACUUCCAGACAGACGAUGGUGGGUUCAUCUUUACAAGGGAUCAGAGCUCUGCAUAGUUGACUUCCAGACAGACGAUGGUGGGUUCAUCUUUACAAGGGAUCAGAGCUCUGCAUAGUUGACUUCCAGACAGACGAUUGUGGGUUCAUUUUUACAAGGGAUCAGAGCUCUGCAUAGUUGACUUCCAGACAGACGAUGGUGGGUUCAUCUUUAUCCUUCCUUAGUCUCAACUUGGAAGAUUCUGUAGUCUCCUUUUCCCUCUAGGAAGAUGGGAGAUUGAGGUUCAUCCUUCCUAAGCUAACUUUAUGUUUUCAUCAAGAUAAAAUAAACUGUUUUAUUGUCCGUUUUCACAUAAAUUGGCUUUGCAUCAUGAAAUGUGUUCAUAUUUAUCCAUAUAUGUUUUACCAGAAAGGUACUCUUGAGGUUUGAAUGUCUUUUCUUAGAAAUCGGCGUGGAGAGCAUGUACAUUUACAGUCGCUCUUAUCCAGAGCGACUUACAGGAGCAAUUAGGGUUAAGUGCCUUGCUUAAGGGCACAUCGACAGAUUUUUCACCUAGUCGGCUCGGGGAUUAGAACCAGCGACCUUUCGGUUACUGGCACAACGCUCUUACCCACUAAGCUACCUGCCGCCCCGUAUGUUUAUGUAAACAUAAAGUGAAACAUAAAUCAGCAAAGCAAUGGGAAAAUCUGUCAUUUCUUGUGUUGCUGUUGGAAGAAACACACAGUUACUUAAUGUAAAUCAUAUCGGUUGUUGUGUUCCAAAUUAAGCUUAUUCUCCAAUAUUCUAGAAUCUAGGGGAGUGCGGUGUAACAGAGUGCUUUCCAAAUAAUGGGUAGUUUUGCGAAGUUAAUUGCUUUUGGGUUGAGGUUUAAGAUUAGCUCCUUUCCAAAAACAUACGUUAACCUCUGACCUCUAUGCUUUCCAGGGUUCAUCGCAGUGUGUUGACUGGCCCAGUCCCAGAUCGACCUUAUAACCUUUUACCUCUGACCACUACCCCUCCAGGCUUCAUCCCAGUGUGUUGUCUAGCCCAGUCCCAGAUUGACCUUAUAACCUCUAACCUCUGACCUCUGACCUCUAACCCCUCCAGGCUUCAUCCCAGUGUGUUGUUUGGCCCAGUCUGAGAUUGGCCGUAUGAACCUGGGGAAGGACGCCAGCUCCUUUAAGUACUACACCAUGUGUGGCCUCCAGGAGGGCUUCGAACCCUUCGCUGUCAACAUGAACCGUGAGGUCACCAUGUGGUUCAGCAAACGCCUGCCUACCUUCGUCAACAUCCCCAAGGACCACAACCACAUCGAGGUACCGUUUUACUAUUUAGUGGCAUGAUCACCCAAGGGCCUGAUGUUGAUCAAUCUCCACUAAAGCCUGACGAUUUAAAGCAAAUUGGUUUGUCAGUGGUUUAAGAUGUGCCAAACGUAAAGUUUCCUCCCUGGUUCUGAAUGCUAAUCAUUCUCCUCUCCAUAUGAUUGUGAAUGCUCCUCCCCUCUGAAUCUGAUUGUGACUGCUCUUCCCUUCUGAUUGGGACUGCUCCUCCCCUGUGAAUCUGAUUGUGACUGCCCUUCCCCUCUGAAUCUGAUUGUGACUGCUCCUCCCCUCUGAAUCUGAUUGUGACUGCUCUUCCCCUCUGAAUCUGAUUGUGACUGCUCCUCCCCUCUGAAUCUGAUUGUGACUGCUCUUCCCCUCUGAAUCUGAUUGUGACUGCUCCUCCCCUCUGAAUCUGAUUGUGACUGCCCCUCCCCUCUGAAUCUGAUUGUGACUGCUCCUCCUCUCUGAAUCUGAUUGUGACUGCUCCUCCCCUCUGAAUCUGAUUGUGACUGCUCCUCCUCUCUGAAUCUGAUUGUGACUGCUCCUCCCCUCUGAAUCUGAUUGUGACUGCUCUUCCCCUCUGAAUCUGAUUGUGACUGCUCUUCCCCUCUGAAUCGGAUUGUGACUGCUCUUCCCCUCUGAAUCGGAUUGUGACUGCUCUUCCCCUCUGAAUCGGAUUGUGACUGCUCUUCCCCUCUGAAUCGGAUUGUGACUGCUCCUCCUCUCUGAAUCUGAUUGUGCUGUCCCCAGGUGACGAGGAUAGAUGGGACAGUGGACAACCCCCCGUGUCUGAAGGUGACACACAAGACGUUUGGGACCCAGCAGAGCAACAGUGACAUGCUGUACUGCAGACUGAGCAUGCCUGUAGAGCUCCACGCUCCUCAUAUCAAGGCUGACGAGUCUCAGAAACUCAGGUCAGAAACACUGAGGCAGAAACUCAGGUCAGAAACACUGAGGCAGAAACUCAGGUCAGAAACACUGAGGCAGAAACACUGAAGCAGAAACACUGAGGUAGAAACACUGAGGCAGAAACACUGAGGCAGAAACACUGAGGCAGAAACACUGAGGCAGAAACACUGAGGUAGAAACACUGAGGCAGAAACACUGAGGCAGAAACACUGAGGCAGAAACACUGAAGCAGAAACACUGAGGUAGAAACACUGAGGCAGAAACACUGAGGCAGAAACACUGAGGCAGAAACACACAUUUUGCUUUCAACCAAGGCUUUAGAAAUUCAAAUGUUCCUUUUGGAAGGCAAUAAACAUCAAUCUAUCAAUCAAUAUAAGAUUAUUUUAUACACUUACUUAAUGUGAAGGCGGGACCUGAUAACAUAUCGUUGAUUUUACCUGGUGCUUUUCCUUUUGCAGUCAGCCUCCAAAGCAAGAUGAUUAUGGCAGCAUCACAACGUACUAUCACUCAGUGAGGGUGUUUGCUGGCCAGGACCCAGCAUCGGUGUGGGUUGGCUGGGUAACCCCUGACUACCAUUACCAUAGCAAACAAUUUAGCCUCAACAAGACACGCACGGUUACCGUAACCCUGGGAGACGAGAGGGGACGUGUCCACGAGAGGCAAGUUCUUGCUUUUUAG
Messenger RNA from Coregonus sp. 'balchen', 26522 nucleotides. Lineage: Eukaryota; Metazoa; Chordata; Actinopteri; Salmoniformes; Salmonidae. The record is from the annotation of a GenBank genome assembly.